Dipodomys ordii (Ord's kangaroo rat) is the source of this 2410-nucleotide messenger RNA. It is a transcript of the gene Dcaf17, whose product is annotated as DDB1 and CUL4 associated factor 17. The transcript has 14 exons. The record is from RefSeq and is a predicted model, not a curated record. NCBI's taxonomy places the organism in Eukaryota, Metazoa, Chordata, Mammalia, Rodentia, Heteromyidae. Bases 112 to 1767 code for a protein of 551 amino acids. Gene Ontology annotation, cellular component: Cul4-RING E3 ubiquitin ligase complex. Gene Ontology annotation, biological process: protein ubiquitination.
CGGGUCUUUCCCUUUUAUCUGCGCUGCGGCGGUGCCACUUUGCCUUCCCUCCCGAGGCCUCCGGGUGCCGGGUGUCUGGCUCCAGCGUCCGUUUUUCCUUGAGGUUGGAAGAUGGCAGCUGUAGGGCCACGUCGAAGUGAAGGGGCUCCGGGACCCCCGCGCCCGGCCUGCGUCCCCAAGGGCCCGACCCGGAAGCCCAACGUGUGCCUCCGGCUGAGUCGCCGGGCGCUCGGCUUCUUCGCGCGCGACGCGGGUGUCGGGCAGAGGACGAACCUGGGCAUCCUGCGGGAGCUCGUGUGCCAGGAGAGUACUACAUUUAAGAAUGUUUGGACAACUCAUUCCAAGACACCUAUAGCCUAUGAGAGGGGAAGAAUAUAUUUUAACAAUUAUCGAUGCUGUGUCAGCAGUGUUGCAACAGAGCCAAGAAAACUUUAUGAAAUGCCAAAAUGUCCCAAAUCAGAAAAGAUAGAGGAUGCUCUAUUAUGGGAAUGCCCAGUGGGAGAAGUACUUGCCAAGCCAUCAGAUUAUAAGCCCUCUCUCAUAGCCCUGACUGCACAUAAUUGGCUACUUCGUAUAUCAACAGCUACAGGGAAAAUCCUGGAGGAAGUAUACCUUGCUUCUUACUGCAAAUUCAGGUACUUGAGUUGGGAUACUCCUCAAGAAGUCAUUGCAGUCAAGUCAGCUCAGAACAAAAACUCAGCAGGGGCUCGACAGGCAGGCAUUCAGCCGUCAGUUUUGUUGUACCUUGCUGUGUUCCAUGUUCUACCAUUUUCACUUAUCGGAAUUCUUGAGAUAAACAAGAGGAUUUUUGGGAAUGUUACAGAUGCUACUUUGUCUCAUGGAAUACUGAUUGUGAUGUACGGCUCAGGACUAGUCAGACUCUAUAGCUUCCAGGCCAUCACUGAACAGUUCAUGCAACAGAAACUUGACUUAGGUUGUGCAUGCAGAUGGGGUGGGACUACUGGAACUGUAGGAGAGGCUCCUUUUGGCAUUCCUUGUAAUAUUAAAAUCACAGACAUUCCACCACUGCUCUUUGAGGUCUCAUCUUUGGAGAAUGCAUUUCAGAUCGGAGGCCACCCUUGGCACUACAUCAUCACACCUAAUAAGAAGAAACAGAAAGGUGUUUUCCACAUAUGUGCCCUCAAAGAUAAUACCUUGGCAAAAAAUGGGAUUCAAGAAAUGGAAUGUUGUUCUCUAGAAUCUGACUGGAUCUAUUUCCAUCCUGAUGCUUCUGGAAGAAUAGUACAUGUUGGCCCUAAUCAAGUCAAAAUUCUAAAACUAAGUGAAAUAGAAAAUAAUAGUUCUCAGCAUCAAAUUUCUGAAGAUUUUGUCAUUUGGGCCAAUAGGGAAAACAAAAGUGAAAACCUAUUUACUGUUACAGCUUCUGGACGGGUAGUAAAAAAAAGUGUUAACCUUCUGGAUGAUGACCCAGAGCAAGAGACUUUCAAAAUUGUGGACUAUGAAGAUGAGUUGGAUUUGCUUUCUGUGGUAGCUGUUACUCAAAUAGAUGCUGAGGGAAAAGCUCACCUGGAUUUCCACUGUAAUGAAUAUGGAACUUUACUUAAAAGCAUUCCACUAGUGGAGUCAUGGGAUGUGACAUAUAGCCAUGAAGUCUACUUUGACAGAGACUUGGUACUACAUAUAGAACAGAAACCCAACCGGGUCUUCAGUUUAUAUGUUUACCAGAUGAUAUGUGAUCCUGGAGAAGAAGAAGAAGAAGAAGAAGCAGAAGAAGGAAUCCUAAAUAGAAGUUGUUCAAAAGAGUGAGAUAAUUGCAACUUACAAAACUUGUAGCCAACCCAGCAGCUGCUUACUAUGUGCAUAGCACAUUCUGCAGUAUUUUCCAAAAAAGGUCUUGUGUUAGUUAAUUCAGAUGAUUAAGACAAAGAACUACCUUUUACGUAAAUUUUUUUAGAAUGCUGUCUCAAGAGAUCUUGAAGAGAUUUUGAAGCUUUAUUUACCUGGUGUUAAUGUAAAUAUAAAACACUGGAGAGCAGAGAAGGACAGUUGUUGAGUAUUAUCAAUGCAGAGGUAUUUAACAUGGUUCUUAAAAGAUGAUGUGGAAUUUUGAUUAGUAAUAUCAAGAUAGAGACAAAAAUAAAGAUAUAAAAAACACAGAAGUUGUUUAUCCUAUAUACCAUUCUUACUUAAGAAUGAGAUAUGUCUUAUGAAAACAUACUUUGAGCCAAAAAUGUGUUAUAGGUUUUUUUAAAAAAUCUUGUAUGUGUGUGUGUGUGUGUGUGUGUAUGUUUUAUAUUUGAAUGUAAUAUCAAGAAUGGGUUCCUAGUUUCCCAUUUUUCCUUCCACUGUUUUAGUCCCUUGGUUUGAUGUUCCCAUUGAGUGUUUGUGUUUCUAGUAGAGAUGUAUGUGAAAUAUUCCAAGCAAACCUUAAAUAAACUUUUUUAUGUGA